Messenger RNA from Clarias gariepinus (North African catfish), 2053 nucleotides. RefSeq names its product tripartite motif-containing protein 14. Gene Ontology annotation, molecular function: protein binding. The transcript has 6 exons. The record is from RefSeq and is a predicted model, not a curated record. The coding region runs from base 8 to 1213 and encodes 401 amino acids. NCBI's taxonomy places the organism in Eukaryota, Metazoa, Chordata, Actinopteri, Siluriformes, Clariidae.
AGCAGAAAUGGCAGAGGAAAAUGGCGCAUCACGGCCACCGCAAGCCGAUUCGCCCGGUCUGGCGUCGGUCACGCAGCCCUACAGGCAUUCUCCUAAAACGCUCCGCAAACUGAACGCUCCUGACUCGCUCAAAUACUCUCAGGAACAGCUGUCCUGCUGGCUGGAGGAGAUGGAGAAGGAGAGCAAAAGCACAGAAGCUCACAUCGCAUCUCUAAAGAAGCGCCAAGACAACCUGACUGCUUGCGCAGAGACGAUGGAGCAACAAGUGCAUGAGCGGUUCGAGGCCAUGCGUCUGGCCCUGGAGAAGGAAGAACAGAUGGUCCUGGGUGCCCUGGAGCAAGAGCACAGGGAGAGCAGCAGCAAAAUUACGCGUCUCCUGCAGGACUGGAACCAGCACCUGAAAACUGUGCGCAAGCACAUGAGCGCCAUCAGGACGCUGCAGGAGAGGGGAGUCGAGAGCCAGCAGCAGGUCUCUCAUGUGGAUUUCAGUUGCCAUAAGAAGCAGGACGCAGCAGAACUGGGCAUCAAGCUAAAUGAAGAAAAGUUCCAGAAGCUCAUGAAAGUUUUGGGGAAGAUCUCAAAAGAUUUGCAAGUCCAACUACAGAAAAAAAACUUGCUGUUGGACUCCACUGCGGUGAUGAUUGACAGGACAGCCUGCCACAAACAGAUCAAAGCGAAUGCGAGUGGGCGGGGCUUUCACGUCUCCCCUGACGACGGCUCGGCUCCUAGCCAGCCUCUGCAGUUCGAUCAGAUCUGCUGUGCCCUGGGCUUGCCUGCGAUAACCUCGGGUCAGCGUUACUGGGAAGUGGAUGUUCACUGCUGCACUUCCUGGGCUGUGGGCGUGGCUUACGGCAGCCUGCACAGGAAAGGGCAGGAGAAGAGUGCAAAACUGGGCAGGAACAGACUCUCGUGGUGUGUGGAGUUUCGGGACGGGCAUCUUUCGGCAUGGCACAACGACCGCCACGUGGCCUUAUCCGCUCGGGCGGUGCCAGAUACGGUGGGGGUGUUGGUGAACUUUCAGAAGGGUCGCGUUGCAUUCUACGACGCGGACGCCAUGAAGAUGCUGCAGGAUUUCUCGGCGAGCUGCACGACCGUGUUCGAGAGGGCGCAUCACCAGUUCACCGAGCCGCUGUUUCCUGCUUUUCGCUUUUUCAAAGCCAGAGAUCGACAGCCUGUUCCUGAUCAUAUGAAGAUCUGUGACCUCUGGCUCUAACUCUCUAGUCUGCAGGAAUACCCAAACGCAGAUAGACCGGUUCUUUCUUGCCCCAAUUUAUCAUAAUUUUUUUUCACCUGAAGUCUAAAUGAUGCGGUGCUACAUUAUAAUGCCGAAAAAAAAAAUUAUAAUUAGCAUUGCACUUUUUCCAAGUGAAUGUGUUUUAAUUUACAUCCACGCUUUAAUGAUGACUUAACCAAAUAAAAAUGGUAUUUAAAUUAUAUGAAUAGUAAUUACAGUGGAACCUCAGCAUAAGAAUGCCCUCCCUUACGAGUUUUUGUCUUAAGAAUAAAAAAAAAUUCAAGAAAUUCACUUUGGCAUACAAAGCAUUUUUGACAAAUAAGCAAACAAACAAACCAAACCAAAAAGUUGCACGCGUGUCCGAGAGCCGUUUCAAAACUUGUCUGCGUCAGUGAAAAGCCUAGUGAAGCAAGUUCACAAUUUUUUCCCAGUCAACAAAAGAUGUUUUUAAAGCGUCAACUCAUCAUACCAACGUUGCCUUCGGCAUCCGUUUAAAAGCUACUUGAUUUUUCGCGCAUUUUUCUUUUUUUUGUAGUAUUGGUUAUAUUUUGGGGGUCUGGAAAUUUCAUAUCGGAAAAAAAACAUUUUCGCCUCAAGAUCAAAAUAAAUUUGUAUGCCAAGAUUCCACUGUAUUAAACAAAACCAAAAAGUAAUACACCUACGUUACAUGGGUGUCAAAAACAAAAAACAAUCUUGCUCGGUUGAUCAUGUGAUUUACAAAUAAACAAACACAUAAUAAACAGGACAGGUAAUUUUUAAUGCUAUUCUAGGCCCAGAUUUAUGAUAUGAAUAGUAAUUACAGUAAUUACUUCUAAACAU